This is a messenger RNA of Spinacia oleracea (spinach), 1349 nucleotides long. Its product is annotated as derlin-1. The record is from RefSeq and is a predicted model, not a curated record. The coding region runs from base 225 to 965 and encodes 246 amino acids. Lineage: Eukaryota; Viridiplantae; Streptophyta; Magnoliopsida; Caryophyllales; Amaranthaceae. The transcript has 7 exons.
GAACUCUUCCUAUUCUUCCCUGCGAAGUUUCUCGGUUGUGCGAAAAAUCAAACCAAAUUCUGUAAUUCUCGCAAACCAUUUCUUCUUCGCUAAGCCGUAAUUUCUUCAAAUUAUAAUAAUUAGUGUUCGGUUUUCCUUUUUGAGCUCACUUCAGAUACAAAUCACAACUCUUCCGAAUCUGUGAUUUUUGCGGUAAUUGACAAGUUUCAAGUGGGUCAUCAUCAAUGUCUUCUCCUGCAGAGUGGUAUCAGUCACUCCCUCCAAUAAGCAAGGGUUACGGGACCCUAUGUCUUCUGGUCACAACAGCAUCUCAACUGGGUGUACUCAAUCCUUACUAUAUUGCAUUGCUCUAUGGAAGAGUGUUCAAGAAUUUUGAGGUGUGGCGGCUUUUUACAAACUUCUUUUUCCUUGGUGGUUUUUCUAUCAACUUUGGAAUUCGCCUGCUGAUGAUAGCAAGAUAUGGAGUUCAAUUGGAGCAGGGACCAUUCCAGAGGCGGACAGCAGACUUCUUGUGGAUGAUGAUAUUUGGAGCAUUCAGUUUGUUGGUAUUAUAUGCCAUCCCUUUCUUUGAUUUACCAUUUGGUGGAAUAUCCCUUGUCUUCAUGCUUCUUUAUGUAUGGAGCAGAGAAAUUCCGAACGCCAAUAUCAACUUGUAUGGCCUUGUCACUCUAAAGUCAUUUUACUUGCCUUGGGCGAUGCUGGCGUUAGAUGUUAUUUUUGGUUCAUCUAUAUGGCCAGACCUUCUUGGAAUUAUUGCUGGACAUCUGUUUUAUUUCUUGACUGUACUUCACCCUCUUGCUGGUGGAAAGAUGAUUCUGAAGACUCCUGCAUGGGUACAUAAGAUCGUGAGAAGGUGGAGACUUGGAGCCCCAGCACCCUCCCGUCCAGCAGCAGGUGCACCCCCUGCUCAGCCUGAGAGAAAUGAUGGAGUUUUCAGAGGGAGAGCUUAUCGUCUUAGUGACUGAACACGGGCUUGCAGAAAUGAUCCGAUGCAAUACCAUUCAAAACUUUGCCCAGAUGAGAAACAAUAGUUACAUUCCAAGUAAUUCAGCAAUUUCUAAAGCAAAUCUGUUAAAUGGUAUCGCUUUAAACAAUCCUGGGAGGGAAGUGAACGUCAUCUGUCUUAAUAUGUAGCCUCUGCUGACAGACUGGUUCUGAACUCAAAUUUGAUCUAGUACAGUUGAUCAAGCUAACAGAAUAUUAUAUGAUGAAUGUAUUUGGUAUUUCAUAGAAAGUUGUAGGGGAAGAUUAAAUGUCAAGCUCCUCCUUCCUUUGAGGCUUUGAUUUGUCAUGCGAUUAUACUUUUAUGUUCUCAAUUAUAGUUUUACACGGCCGAGCUGAUUUGAGCA